This is a messenger RNA of Corylus avellana, 1916 nucleotides long. RefSeq lists its product as uncharacterized. Gene Ontology annotation, biological process: regulation of alternative mRNA splicing, via spliceosome. NCBI's taxonomy places the organism in Eukaryota, Viridiplantae, Streptophyta, Magnoliopsida, Fagales, Betulaceae. The record is from RefSeq and is a predicted model, not a curated record.
CUUGAAGUAAAAUCAAGACUCGGGCUUCUUUUUUUAUUUUCCUUCCGCUUUCUCGGCAACCAAACAGAGGGUUAGGAAGGCAAAUUCUAGAGAGAACAAGAGCAGAUAUACUCAAGAGAGUCAGAGACUCAGAAUCACACACCGUUUUAUCAAAUUUGUGAUUAAGAAGGGGUGAGCAAAUACCCUCCCAACCCGUCCCGCACAGGCCGGGUUUUAUGUUAUUUUUCUCGGAUAGAGUUUUUUUUUUUUAACCCGGGCGUGUUGCGGGUUAUAAUAAAUUUUUUCCCGGGUACCCGCCCCGCUCCGCACAUAACCUAACCUGAGGAAAUACUCUCUCGCGUCUAAGACUAAGCACAGCCUCAAUUCUCCAGCCGCCUCUUCUUUUCCUCUGUGAUUUUCUUCUCCAGCCCCAGCCUCCAGACCCUCCGUCCCUGAGCAGCCGAGCAGCUGGAGCACGGGAGCAGGUAUCUCUCUCUCUCUCGUCUAAGCCUAAUCAGUAAGCCGCCUCUCUUCAUUUUCUUCUCUAGCGCCGCUGCAUCCUCCUAUCCCGGAGUCCCGAAGCAGCCGUCGUCGUGCAGAUUUUUGGUUCAGUAUUUGAGAGGGAGAGGAAGGAGAAAGUGAAAUGAACAAGUUAGGGUACGGGUUGAACCUGAGGCUGUCAGCACAGAAGAAGAAGCAGCAGCAGCCAUCAAAGCCUCCCCGGCCUCCUCCUUUUGGAUUUAACGAUGAGGAUGAAGAUGAUGUGGAGGGGGAUAUUUCUCGGCAGGCUAGCAAGAACAAGUCUCUCAAGGAUAUUGAGGAGCAGCGGAAGAAAGCUUUGGAAGAGGACCCCACGGUUUUUGAUUAUGAUGGAGUUUAUGAUGAAAUGAAAGAGAAAGCUGUUCGGCCUCAAGUGCAAGACCGUAAAGAGAGAAAGUCAAGAUAUAUUGAGAUUUUGAAAGAAAAAGCAAAAGAACGUGAGCAAUACCGUGAGGUAGUGUUUGAGCGAAAAAUUGCUAAAGAGAGAAGCCAAGAUGACCACCUCUAUGCAGACAAGGACAAAUUUGUCACGCGUGCUUACAAAAAGAAACUUGCAGAGCAGGCAAAGUGGCAGGAGGAAGAACGUUUGCGUGAACUUCGGGAAGAAAAGGAGGAUGUUACAAAGAAGAAGGACUUGAGCGAUUUUUACUUCAACCUUGAAAAAAAUGUCGCUUUUGGUGCGAAUAAUGAUGAGUUGAGGAAACCAGAGAAGCAGGUUGAGUCAAGGAAGGCGGAGAGACAACCUGAGUCAAGGGAGCUUGAGAAACUUGAAGAAAAAGGCUCCAUUGAUACAUCAGAUAAAGGUCAGACAUCGGACAACUCAAAUCCACCUUUGGAGGCUUCGGUUGUGGAAGAAAAACAUGGAGGUGAAACUUCCACUCUGCCUAGAAGCUUCAUGUCCUCAGAUACAAUGCCAGUUACCAACACUUCAGUUGAAGAAAAAACUUCAGGUGAACAACCAUCAUCAGAACAGCCAAAGCCUAACCACCAUAAGAGAAGUGGAGAUGCUGUGGCUGCAGCAAAAGAACGCUAUUUGGCACGGAAGAGGACUAAAGAACAGUAAAAGCUCUCUCUCUCUCUCUGAUCAUGUCAUGUGAGUUUUAAAAUCCAAAACAGAAUUUCUUCUCAUUGUAAUCUGGAAUACCUGGUGAAGCAUUCUCUCAGGAUCAGAUUCUGUGUCUGUACAUCUUGGCCUUCCCAUAUGGGGAGGAGUCUGAUAGUUUUAUGAUUGAUUUGAUCUCUUAAGUAUCAGGCUCAACAAUCAAGAAGGAAGAACAUAAAAAGCCAAGAUCUUGAUCUCUGAUGUUAAUGCUAAAACCGAUUGUAUUUAAGCAGCCUACCAGUGACCUAAGAUCAUCAUGUUCAUUUUUAGAAUGUUAAUUAAAUUUGUAAACCCG